AUGCUCAUCCCAGAUGUGGUGGCAGCCAUCUGGGACUGCCUCGUGGAGGAGUUCAUAGCUGUGCCUGGAGCAGAGGAGUGGAGGUCCAUAGCGCAGGACUUUGAGCGCCGCGGCAGCACAGACCACAGAGGUGCAGGCGGGUGGGCCACCCAGCAGGCCCAGAUCUUCCUCGGCGCACCGUACGGGUCCAUCAGCCUCCGCCCCCCGCACGCGCACCAGGUCCCCCAGCCGCCCUCGUGGCCGGCACGGAGCGCGCAAGGGGUGCAGCGCCACCGAGACCCCCAGCAGUGCCAAGCACCCCGCGCCAACACCCCGGCCCGGCACCAGGCCCCGCGCCGGGCACCACCGGCGCCGGAGCAGGAGGAUGCAGCCCCUUGA
Knipowitschia caucasica is the source of this 378-nucleotide messenger RNA. The record is from the annotation of a GenBank genome assembly. NCBI's taxonomy places the organism in Eukaryota, Metazoa, Chordata, Actinopteri, Gobiiformes, Gobiidae.